Cylicocyclus nassatus is the source of this 657-nucleotide messenger RNA. The record is from the annotation of a GenBank genome assembly. Lineage: Eukaryota; Metazoa; Nematoda; Chromadorea; Rhabditida; Strongylidae.
AUGCGAUUUCUGUCAUCUUCGCCCCUUCGCCACCGACAAUGGACUCUUCGACUGGACAAGGAUAAGGCUGGAGUCAGAGAUAAGCGUUCUGCGCGACACACCUAUGGAAGUGAACAUAAACGGCACCGUAUGGACGCUAGAUGUCUCUCUUUACCGCGGAAUAGCCGACAUGGCUGCACAAAAGAUUCUCUACGGAGUACCGACCUGGAACCUAGUUAUGGAUGCUCAGAAUGUGGCUUGAAAGGACUCGUGCAGGGUCGUCAGCGCAUCUGGUUGCCCUAUCCGGACGAAAUAACAUCGCUCCGAAGUCCAGAGUCGUUCGCGCAGGAUGCGCAAAAUUACGGACAGAUUGGGAUUUUGCAGAUGACCCCUGUCAUGAGGGUGAUGCUACGGUGCGCAUUUUCUUCAAAUUCCUUACAUAUUUGCCCCAAAGGUGUAACGAGGGACAGGCUGAGAGACAUGUUCAAUGCGGCGUCCAGAUUUCCGGACCUCCGCUUAAAUGAUCACAACACCGAACUGCUGAAGACAUGACUCAGGGAACUGUCUUCUCACACUUAUUCGAAUUUUAUUAUUUUGUCGGGAAGAUCUGAAGACCUGUAAAGCGGCCGAAAUCGACGAGGUUGCCAUAUAUUCACCAUAUCUGUCUGUAGGGAUGAU